Messenger RNA from Phyllostomus discolor (pale spear-nosed bat), 8408 nucleotides. RefSeq names its product transient receptor potential cation channel subfamily M member 6 (gene TRPM6). Lineage: Eukaryota; Metazoa; Chordata; Mammalia; Chiroptera; Phyllostomidae. Gene Ontology annotation, molecular function: ATP binding; protein serine/threonine kinase activity; monoatomic cation channel activity. Gene Ontology annotation, cellular component: apical plasma membrane. Gene Ontology annotation, biological process: protein tetramerization; monoatomic cation transmembrane transport; protein phosphorylation. Bases 735 to 6800 code for a protein of 2021 amino acids. The record is from RefSeq and is a predicted model, not a curated record. The transcript has 40 exons.
UAAGUGAUAAUCCAUCUUUUAAGGUGGGCGCAGAAAUGUAAAGUAAAAACUCAACCUUUCAUAACAGUGGUUCAGUGAAAAUAACCACUAACACAGUUGGCAGAGGUUCUGAAUACCUUUUUAUAUAAAAUAACUUCACCCUGAAGUUGAGUUCAGCAUGCUAAGCCCCAGCUCAGGAGGACAGUGUAUUCACAACGGGCAUGCCAGGAUUGGUAAGGUUCGCUCUGCCAAUUCCCUGCCGCUGGGGAGCUCCCGCGGAUGAUGACAACAGGAGUGUUAAUCAUUUCCUGACCAGGCAAACUUAGUCACAAGGUCCUGCUAAGAGUCAAAUCACCCCCUCUGCUUUAUUAAAAACAGCUAGAAACUUUUUCCUCAGCUCAUGUUGCAAUUUCUCCCUUUUAGAUUAAGCACAUGGAAAUUUGUUUGGCAAUUGUUUUUACGGCACUCUUUCCAUUAGUUACUCCCACAAGCUGGGGUUUAUCUGAUUGUGUGGUCAAUGGAAACUUCAGGAUAAAACUCAGUGGCCUAAGGCAGCGUGAGGUUUACCUGGCUGUGGUUAUGAAGAGGGUAGGCUCGGAAUCACUUCCUCUCUACACAGAAGGUAACUGACGCCGAAAAGUAUUGUGACAGAUGUACGGAGCUGUAAAAGGCAGCGUGUGUAGGUGGAGCCCAGCUCUGACUCCACAAGUCGGAAGCGCAGAUAAAGCUUUGGUAGCGGUGCCUGCAAGUCAGAGAUGAGAGCCCGACCCUCGGUGGAGAGCUCGCAGUCCCAGAAAUCCUGGAUUGAAGGUGUGUUUGACAAGAGAGAAUGUAACAGAAUCAUACCCAGCUCCAAGGAUCCUCACAGAUGUACCACAGGAUGCCAGGUCUGCCAGAAUCUAAUUAGGUGUUACUGUGGGCGACUGAUCGGUGACCACCACGGGACAGAUUUUGCCCGGACCGGCUCCGCCAGCGGUGAUGCAGAUGAGCAGUGGUCUGUUGAAAAGCACACGACGAGAAGCCCGACAGAUGCCUUUGGCACUAUUAAUUUCCAAGAUGGAGAGCACAUUCACCACGCCAAGUAUAUCAGAACUUCUUAUGAUACAAAGUUGGAUCAUCUGUUACAUUUGAUGCUGAAAGAGUGGAAGAUGGAAUUGCCAAAGCUGGUGAUUUCUGUCCAUGGGGGCAUCCAGAACUUCCAGAUGCCCUCCAAACUUAAGGAGAUCUUCAGCCAGGGUUUGGUCAAAGCUGCGGAGACAACAGGAGCGUGGAUAAUAACUGAAGGCAUUGAUACUGGAGUGUCCAAACAUGUUGGGGAUGCCCUCAAAGCACAUUUCUCCCAGUGCUUGAGGAAAAUCUGGACAGUUGGAAUUCCUCCUUGGGGUGUCAUUGAGAACCAGAGAGAUCUUAUUGGAAAAGAUGUGGUGUGCCUGUACCAGGCCCUGGGAAACCCGCUCUGCAAGCUCACCACCCUCAACAGCAUGCAUUCCCACUUCAUCCUGUCCGAUGACGGCACUGUGGGCAAGUAUGGAAAUGAGAUGAUGCUCAGGAGGAACCUGGAAAAGUACCUCUCUCUGCAGAGAAUACACAGCCGCUCAAGACAAGGUGUGCCCAUGGUGGGGCUGGUGGUGGAAGGCGGUCCUAACGUCAUCCUCUGGGUGUGGGAGACCGUGAAAGACAAGCACCCAGUGGUGGUGUGUGAGGGCACUGGCCGGGCUGCCGACCUCCUGGCCUUCACUCACAAACACUUCGCAGAUGAGGGGACCCUUAGUCCUCAGAUGAAGGAGGAGAUUAUCUGCAUGAUUCACAACACUUUCAACUUCAGUCUUAAACAGUCCAAGCACCUUCUUCAAAUUCUAAUGGAAUGCAUGGUACACAGGGAUUCUAUUAUCAUAUUUGAGGCUGAUUCUGAGGAGUUGCACGACCUUGAUUUAGCAAUCCUAACAGCUCUACUGAAAGGUACAAGUUUAUCAGCAUCUGAGCAAUUAAAUCUGGCAAUGGCCUGGGACAGGACGGACAUUGCCAAGAAACAUAUCCUAAUACAUGGACAGCAUUGGAAGCCUGGCUCACUGGAACAAGCAAUGUUAGAUGCUUUAGUGAUGGAUCGGGUGGAUUUUGUGAAGCUCUUAAUAGAAUAUGGAGUGAACCUCCAUCGCUUUCUUACUAUUCCUCGACUGGAAGAGCUCUAUAAUACAAAACAAGGACCUACUAAUAUGCUCUUGCAUCAUCUUGUCCGAGAUGUGAAACAGCAUACCCUUCUUUCAGGCUACAGAAUAACACUCAUUGACAUUGGGUUGGUAAUAGAGUACCUCAUUGGUGGAGCAUAUCGCAGCAGCUACACUAGAAAAAAUUUCAGAGCCUUCUACAAUCUCUACAGAAAACAUAAGCGGCCUCUUCCCCGGAGAUGCGGCUCAGACAACAGAAAAGUAUCUGCAGAAAGCACUCUGCAUUCCCAGUUCAUCAGAACUGCCCAGCCUUACAAACUCAAGGAAAAGUCUGCUGUCACUCAUAAGUCAAGGAAGAAGUCAAAAGAACAACUUAUAGCCGAUGAUUCUGGCUUUAUUUACCCUUACAACGACCUGCUGGUUUGGGCUGUGCUGAUGAAAAGGCAGAAGAUGGCCAUGUUCUUUUGGCAGCACGGAGAAGAGGCCACGGUCAAGGCCGUGAUUGCUUCCAUUCUCUACCGAGCCAUGGCCCGUGAAGCUAAGCAGAGCAACAUGGUGGACGAUGCCUCGCAAGAGAUGAAAAACUACUCAAAGCAGUUUGGCCAGCUUGCCCUGGACGUGCUGGAGAAGGCAUUCAAGCAGAAUGAGAGAAUGGCCAUGAAGCUGCUGACCUACGAACUCAAGAACUGGAGCAAUUCCACCUGUUUGAAACUGGCUGUGUCCGGAGGGUUGCGGCCCUUUGUUUCGCACACGUGCACCCAAAUGCUGCUGACGGACAUGUGGAUGGGGCGCCUGAAAAUGAGGAAAAACUCUUGGUUAAAGAUCAUCACAAGUAUUCUUUUACCUCCCACCAUUUUGACGUUGGAAUUUAAAAGCAAAGCGGAGAUGUCACACGUCCCCCAGUCCCAGGACUUCCAGUUCACGUGGUACAGUGAUGAGCAGAGCCCCAGCAGCGCCAAAGAAAAUGCUUGUACGAAAGUCUGUGAUAUGGAAAGGGGCCCUGAUGAGAAACUAGAUGAAAAUCAGCAUUUUGCUCUAAGGAGUGGUCCUCAAAUCCUUCCACUGACCAGGAAAGUCUAUGAGUUCUACAGUGCUCCAAUUGUCAAGUUCUGGUUUUAUACGAUGGUGUAUUUGGCAUUCCUCAUGCUGUUCACUUACACUGUGUUGGUGGAGAUGCAGCCUCAGCCCAGCGUGCAAGAGUGGCUCGUUAUCAUUUACAUCUUCACCAAUGCCAUUGAGAAGGUCAGGGAGGUUUGUAGUUCAGAACCUGAAAAGUUUACUCAAAAGGUAAAGGUAUGGAUUAGUGAGUACUGGAAUCUCAUGGACACGGCGGCUACUGGCCUGUUUUUGGUUGGUUUCGGCCUCCGGUGGGGUGACGCCCCCUUGCACACAGCGGGGAGACUCAUCUACUGCAUCGACAUCAUCUUCUGGUUCUCUCGACUCCUGGACUUUCUCGCUGUGAAUCAGCAUGCAGGUCCCUAUGUGACCAUGAUUUCAAAGAUGACAGCAAACAUGUUCUACAUUGUGAUCAUAAUGGCCAUAGUGCUGCUGAGCUUUGGGGUGGCACGCAAGGCCAUCCUUUCGCCGAAGGAGCCUCCGUCUUGGAGUCUUGCUCGAGAUAUCGUGUUUGAGCCAUACUGGAUGAUGUAUGGAGAAGUCUACGCAGCAGAUAUAGAUGUUUGUUCAAAGCAAUCACCCUGCCCUCCUGGUUCUUUUCUUACGCCAUUUCUCCAAGCUGUCUACCUCUUUGUGCAGUAUAUCAUCAUGGUGAACCUGCUAAUCGCUUUCUUCAAUAAUGUUUACAUAGAUAUGAAAUCCAUUUCAAAUGAACUGUGGAAGUACGACCGCUAUCGCUACAUCAUGACCUACCACGAGAAGCCGUGGCUGCCCCCUCCUUUCAUCCUGCUGAGCCACGCUGGUCUCCUCCUUCGCCGUCUCUGCCACCAUCGAGCGCCGCGUGACCAAGAAGAGGGUGACGUUGGGUUAAAACUCUACCUGAGUAAGGAGGAUCUGAAAAAACUUCAUGAUUUUGAAGAACAGUGUGUAGAAAAAUACUUCCAUGAGAAGAUGGAAGAUCUGAAUUGUAGUUUGGAGGAACGAAUCCGAGUGACAUCGGAAAGGGUUUCGGAGAUGUACUUCCAACUGAAAGAAGUGAAUGAAAAGGUGUCUUUUAUAAAGGACUGCUUACUGUCUUUGGACAGCCAGGUGGGACACCUGCAAGACCUCUCUGCCCUGACAGUGGAUGCCCUAAAUGUGCUUUCUGCUGUUGACACCAUACAAGAGGAUGAGGCUCUGCGGGCCAACAGAAAGCUUUCUACAUGCAGAAAACUUUCCCACAGCUGGAGCAAUGUCAUCUGUGCAGAGGUUCUCAGCAGCCUGGCGGUGUCUGGGGAGAAGAAAUUCCAGUAUUAUAGCGUGCCUCCUUCUUUGCUGCGGAGCCUGGCCAGAGGCUGGCAUCCCCCAAGAGUGCAGAGGGGGCCCCUUGUUGAGAUGACAGACAGUCAGAGAGAGACUGCAAAUGUAAGAAAUGACCAGGAAGAGCAAGAAACAGAAAAUAGUAUAGUUGCUACUUGCCUUGGCAGGCAAGCACACCCAAAGUAUGGCCAGUUUCUUCUGGUCCCUUCCUACCUAAAGCAAGUUCCUUUUCCUGCAGAAAUGGACUUGCCUCUUCCUAGACUGUCUGUGGAAGCAGGUACAGGUGUGCAGACAACUGAACCGGUCACGCAGAAUGGAGUCCCUGCUCAUCUGACUUGGCAGACCCCAGGCAUCUCAGCCCGGGGCUCAGUGGCUGAACACAAGGAGCAGCAUGAGCCGAUUGUUCAAAUACCAGCCAGACAAGAGAGGGGAGAGCAAGUUCUAAACACUUUGCUUUGCACACCUGUACCCAUAAAAGUGUCCUCCCUACCUUGCCAAGCUGAGAGCAUGCACACUGGAGGUGGAUAUGUGAACUGGGCAUUUUCAGAAGGUGAUGAAACUGGUGUGUUUAGCGUCAAGAAAAAAUGGCAAACCUGCUUGGCCUCCACUUGUAAUAGUAGGUCCAAGGAGAGUGGACAGUGCCAGAGGCAGAUCUGGGGCAGAUCUCUCUCUGAUAACUCAACAGCUCUGGCUCAGAGUAGUGACGCCUCAGAGGUGGGACCAGGGCUCCAGGCAGGCACACCGUUUUGGAUCAGUCCUCUCCGCAGAGACAGGCCCUUCAUUAGGAGUCAGAGUUUGAAAUUCCAGAAGGAGGAGAAAUUGAAGAUCUGUAAGAUUAAAAACUUUUCAAGAUCUUCAGAGGUAGGACAGUCAGCCUGGACCAAAGCAAAAAUGCUAACCAAGGACAGGAGAUCGUCAAAGAGAAAGAAGAAAACACCAGGACUGCAGGUGCCAGUCAUAACAAUCGAUGCCUGCUUUCAAAGUGACCAGUCGAAUUCAGAGCCAGGAGAAAAUACCGUCUCUAAAGAAGAGAGGAGCGACAAGAGCUGGCUGACAGUGUCCAAAUUUAGUCACUUAAGCCUGGAACCUAGUAUGUAUCAGAAAAUGAAGACUAAGGAAGUUGAACGACAUGCUGUACAAGUUGGUGACUAUCUAAAGCAGUCUCAUGAGAAUCGGAGUAGAAACUCUUGGUGGAAUUCCUGGAGCACCGACCCUAAUAGGAGUGCCCAGUUGAGAAGUUCAAGUGGAGUUGGCAAAAUCUCAGCAUCCUUAAAAAGCCCUCCAGAGCCUCACCAUCAUUAUUCAGCCAUUGAAAGGAACAACUUAAUGAGGCUUUCUCAGACCAUACCAUUUACGCCAAUCCAGAUGUUUGUGGGAGAAGAAGUAUCUGUCUACAGGCUGGAGGAGAGUUCCCCUUUGAAUCUCGAUAAGAGCAUGUCUUCUUGGUCCCAGCGCGGGAGAGCAGCAAUAAUCCAGGUGCUGUCCCGAGAAGAGAUGGACGGCGGCCUCCGCAAGGCCAUGCGAGUCAUCAGCACCUGGUCUGAGGACGGUGUUCUCCAGCCCGGGCAGGUUUUCAUCGUGAAGUCUUUUCUUCCCGAGGUUGUUCAGACAUGGUACAACAUCUUCCAGGAGAGUACUGUGCUUCACCUUUGCCUCAGGGAAAUUCAACAACAAAGAGCUGCUCAAAAACUAAUCUAUACCUUCAACCAAGUGAAGCCACAAACCAUACCCUAUGCACCAAGGUUCCUGGAAGUUUUCUUAAUCUACUGCCACUCUGCCAACCAGUGGUUCACCAUUGAGAAUUAUAUGACGGGGGAAUUCCGGAAGUACAACAACAACAAUGGCGACGAAAUUGCCCCCAGCAACACCUUGGAGGAGAUGAUGUUGGCUUUCUCUCAUUGGACCUAUGAGUAUACCCGGGGAGAGCUGCUGGUUUUAGAUUUGCAAGGUGUUGGAGAAAAUUUGACAGAUCCAUCUGUUAUAAAACCUGAAGACAAACAAUCAAGAGGAAUGGUGUUUGGACCAGCCAAUUUAGGGGAAGAUGCAAUUAGAAACUUCAUUGCAAAACACCGCUGCAACGCCUGCUGCCGGAAGCUCAAACUCCCGGAUUUAAAAAGGAAUGACUAUUCCCCUGGAAGGAUAAAUUCCACCCCUGGACUCGAAAUCAAAGCAGAACCAGGCGAUGGCCCUCCAGCAAGGGAAAGGGGUGGUAAUCCUUCAGAAGACUUCACUCGAUUGUGAAAAGGGGAGAAGUAAGAAGAUGACGGUCCCUGCCCUCCCUUCCAGGAACGAACUACGCUGAUGUAGCAUGGAUUACAUCAGAGCUGUGUCAGGACGGCCUUACCUGUGAGCCUCCUUGGGACAUGCCUCCUGAGCAUCAUGCCUGCCCUCACCUGAAGAUCUCUUUUGUAUAUGAAGAGUGGGUUCUCCUGGAUGCUGGUCUGGGUGCAGGGCACUUUGUAUGUGUGGUCAUCUGUUCCACAGGAAGACACUUGGAGGAGUCAGCUGGGAAUACUGCUCCUUUAUACCUCAUUGCUUCAGCUGGUCUCUUAGAUCCCUUGAAGCAAAAUGUUGGCACUGGAGAAUCAGGGAGAGGAAUUUAAUUUAUUUUCUCACUAUGUAUGCUGACUCUAACCCCCACUGCUGUUCAUCACCUUACCCACAUGGUGUAUUUGUUUAUAUAUAUAUGUACAUAAAGAAGUCACUUGACAUCCUCCUCUCUCCUUUCUAGUAGCACGGGGCUUUGAAUAACAGCAAUAAGGGAGUAUUUUCACAGAUGGAAGCACACUCCUGCACAAACUAACCAGUGAAAAUUUAGUAUUCUGGUGAAAUCUGAAUGGGUUGGAGGUAUUGUCAGUGAAUCGUCUGAUACUUGGGCAUUUCACUUUUCUGUGAAAGAAAGGAAAAGGGAAAGCUAAAACAAUGCCCUUGCAUCUUUUUUUUUUUUUUAAAAAAAAGGGAAACAAGAAUAUGCAAAACUAGAAAUUAUUAAGAACUGUUUUCCCUCCCCUUAAGCUCAGGGGUAUUCUCUUUUUUAAAGCUGUGUAUAUAAUUUUAUAGGUUAACUUACUCUCUGUCAGAUCCACUGGGGAAAGAUGGGUUUCUGAUUGCGACCUGCUUUGCAGGUGGGUGCUUCAUUCCAGUACAGAGUUCCAGUGGCUUAAUGAAUGCACUAUCUUAAGUACAACCUGAGAACCUGUAGUCAUUCUGGAGGCCAGAGGGAAGGGUCCCUGGGAGCUGUACCUUACACUACAUUUUGGGGAUCAGUCAUUUCCCUUCACACUGUCAGGGUUGCCUGACCUUCGCACUUUUCACACAAGCAGGAAUACCUCCUUUUCCUUUUCAUAGAGUGUUCCAGUCUAUCAGCAACAAACAUCCUUGGUUUGAAGAAAUCCACCUUUAUCUUACACCUCAUCUUACAUUAGCUGGUUUGCUUUUUAAAUCAACACUUCUGCAUUCCUAGCUUAUACUUCAGGGGAAACGUUGCCCAGGCACAGGGGGUGUAAAGCCAAGGAUUUAGUUUGCCAAGGAUCAUAUCUGAUUCUUGUGUGAUUUGCACAAGGGCUAAUUUAUACUCCUUUUAUUUUGGUUUUAGGGAUGGCGGAAGGUAGGAAAUUGGGUGAUCUCUUGAUUGGCAAUGAGGAUAAAAUGUGAAUGCUCUUUUCAGGGCUUGACUGCUGUAUCCUACUCUGCAGAUCAAUAGGGAUCUAUUGGUCCGGAGUUCAGUUCUGUGUUCAGCUGUGGACAGAGGCAGCUUGCCUGUCCAAGGGUCCAAGUAAAGGUGUUAGUUCAGUGAUCAACUAUUUGUUACCUGGAAUGGAACUUGAAAAUAAAGACAUUUUGAUUUCA